This is a messenger RNA of Syngnathus typhle (broad-nosed pipefish), 3245 nucleotides long. It is a transcript of the gene prr33, whose product is annotated as proline rich 33. NCBI's taxonomy places the organism in Eukaryota, Metazoa, Chordata, Actinopteri, Syngnathiformes, Syngnathidae. The record is from RefSeq and is a predicted model, not a curated record. The coding region runs from base 177 to 2753 and encodes 858 amino acids. The transcript is spliced from 2 exons.
GUUUAUUUUGGGACUGUCAUGGCGAGCGGUCCUUGCGUUCGGAGGCAAAGGGGGUGGGGGUGGAGUGGGGCGCAAACGCCAAGCAGCCGCUUUGACAGUCCGGGCUGCGACAAGCAGGCAGCACCCGGACCGACGGCUGCCGCCCAGCACCGCUGCACCAGGAGCUCGAGGCGCUCAUGGCGCUCGCUUACAGCACAGCCAUCCCGCCUGGAUUCUUUCCCGUCCAGUACCCGCCCCCCUUGCUCCCCAAGCCCAGGAAGGACAAUGCCCGUCUCCAGAAGGUUCUGAAGCGCAGCGCCAAGAAGAAGACCUGCCCGCAGGCGUCGCAGGCGGCCGGCCCUUUCCGCUCCAGCCUCUCCCCGGUCAACGAAGCCAGCCCGGACCUUGAGCGCAGCGAACGCUCCACGCCGCCCAAAACUCCUGAGGCGCCCUACGCCUUCUACGCCAGCCAUCAGUCAAAUCGUUUCGCUGCCCGCCCACUUUACCAGCAUGUGGCGUCGCCCUACCCGCAACGGACGGCCUUCUCUCGAGCCGCAAGGUUCUCGCCUCAGCCGCAACACGGCGCCGGCGCUGCACCGCUCCCUCCGACGGUGCCCGUCCAGCCCAUUCCCUCCGCUGUCCCUCCUCCAGAGUUGACACCCCCAGAUUCCAGUCUUUUCCCCAAAACUCCCAGACUAGCCGUAGCCCCGCCCACCAAGCCCAAACCGGCCAGCCCCAAUCCGACCUGGUACCCGGCGGAAGGAGCUCAGGCUUUGAUCCGCCCGCUGACGGUCCUAACUCAGUUCGUCAAGCCCAAAAGUCCCCGUCCGACAUUCAAAGCCACGGAACCUUCCAAAUCUCCCAAGUCUAUGUUUGAGGUCCCCCAAAUCCGCCUGUACACGGCCAGCACGUCCUACUACGAGACAUCCAGGACGCCGCCCGUGUACGACACAGUCGCCCUCACCGCCAUCGGGGGCACAACUGAAAGCAACCAAGAAGCCAGCCUCGCGUGGCAAUGGUCCGAAAGCCCCGAUCUUUUGGUCAACGCCGAACCACAAGCCAAAAUACCAAACGCGCCCGUGAGGAGAGAAACGGCCAAAGUCGAGAUAAACGCGGCGGCGGCUCCGAGCAUCGAGAUCAGGAGAGCCACGCCCACACCUGAAACCAGAACCAAAACACCCACCCCGGAAAUGCAUUCACCGAGGUGCCUGACGGAGCGUCCGAGAACCCCGGCAAAGCGUGCCGCCACCCCCGUCUUUGAGGUUUCCAGACCCAACCCUCUCUUGUUUGCAGUGUCACCGAUGAUGAUGGAGUCAGAGAGGUCCAAAACUCCCCAAAUGAGAGCCAAGACUCCCGAGAUCUACGCAUCUGCCACGGAGCCGUACGGAGAGGCCCAGGCCAGCUGUCCACAGACCAUGACAAAGUCCAAAUCAGAAUCUGAUCUGACCAGGAGAACUCCCACAGCUGAGUUAACAUCCGCAGUGACAACCUUUGGGUAUCAGAGGCCCGUCACUCCAACCUACGAGGGCUCCCGCCUGCUGAUCUCAUCUCCGGCUUUUAAAAGACCAAGAACGCCCACGUACGGAACGUCGCCGCACAGUGGAGGCUUCCAGAGAUCAAAGACCCCGACUCUAGUCGGGCCCAAAUCAAAGUCUGCCUAUCGUGGACUGAUGCCCGGAGAGUACGCCGCUUACGGAGGAAUCAAAACGCACACACCGGCCUUUGGGAUUACAGGAGCUCAGGAUGCAAGGCACGAGGAGGCCGCAGCCACCCAACGUAAAACACCAAACCGAGAGCUGAUGGAAGCCAAAGAACCCCCUAAGGCAGAGGUCUCUGCCCCCCCAACAACUCCCAUGAUUGUUGUUUCCCAGACACCCAAAACCUCAGCAGUGACCCCAAAAGCAGAGGCAAGGAUGAUUCCUCCACCGCUCCCAGAGAACCAAGAGCAGAUCCAGAAAACAGCAAACAUUACACCGCCAACCUCAGACAACAGAACUCCUGUCCACCCGAAGAUGGACAUGCCAAAACCUCAGAUAGCCAAACAAGCUCCUCACACUCCUGAGAAAGACCCUCUGAAGGCAGUAAGGAAGCUUCUUGGCAAAGACAAAGUCCAGGCUUCCAAACAUCAAGCUCAGGCAAAGGUCGAAGAGUCGGUGAAGGUCUCUGAGGUCGAGAAGGUCAAAGCAACAUCCUCCCCAAGUCAAGAUAAGGACAACAAGGUUGGAACGCUCGCAGGAGAGGACAAGAAAGCUGACGAGUCGCCUCAAACCACCCAGAAGCCAAAGGCAUUGAAAUCCAAACUGAGCGGCUGGUCUAGACUUAAGAAGCACAUGGUGGUGGAGCAGGAGGAGCCGUCGUUUCCGCAGAACCAGGGAGUGGGCCAGGACCAGAGCCAGGGGGUCCACACCGCUGGGGCUACACCACCUAAUGCCACCAAGCUGUGGGAUGCCGUGCUCUUCCAGAUGUUUUCCAGCAAGGAGAACAUCAUGCACCAGAUCGAGCUGAAAAAGAAGGAGGAAGAGCAGCAGCAGCAGACGACGGAGGAGGAGAAGAAAGAGGACAAAAAGACCCAGGCCAAGGAAAUCCCGUCCUUUGCUCACCGGCUGCCCAUCUUGCUCUUCCGCCCCAAGUUUGACGCCAAGAAGCUAAAGGAGGCAGCGUCCAGACCCCUCACCAAGUUCUCCACCGUCUUUGAGAUGGGUCUGAUCGCACGCAAGGCCAAGGACGAGGAACCAAAAGACUUUAACAGAACCGCCAGAGGCUUCAGCUCUUAGAAGGGAGGAGGGCCACAGCGUAUGGAAAGUGCCGCUGCUGCAUCAGAAGCGCCAGGCCUCCUCAAGUAGUGGCCGAGUCCUGGCUGGCUCUGCUUGUUUGGACUCAACCUUUGUCUUGCCAUUAAAAAGCUUUGAUGUUUGAACAAGGCUCCCGUUUGUUCCAAAUGUUCCUUUGGUGAGAUGUUCGCCACGGUGCUACUCGUCUCCGCAAGUUUGAUGCUUUCAUUUUGAUGUCGUUAAAGAGAGAACGGUAACGUUGACUUGCUUUGUUGUCUUCUGCAUUUGGCUGAAUCGAUUCGAGAAGGAGAGCGUUUGUGGCAAAGGUAGGUUAAGAAAGGAGAAGGUCGCUUGAAAAGAUGAACCGUUAAAAAGGCAGAUGAAUGUUCUCGCCAUGCAUGUUGUUGUUGUUUUUCUGGUGUGUGCGCUUGUCUUACAUUUUUUAAAAAUCCAAAUCUGGAUUUACACCAAAAUAAAGCAAUCAGGCAAAAUUUG